Caenorhabditis sp. 36 PRJEB53466 is the source of this 1961-nucleotide messenger RNA. NCBI's taxonomy places the organism in Eukaryota, Metazoa, Nematoda, Chromadorea, Rhabditida, Rhabditidae. The record is from the annotation of a GenBank genome assembly.
AUGACGGUCUCCUACAAUCUGGACGUCUCGUCGACGUCCCUUGUCGCGUUCCUCAAGCUACAGUUACGGUGGAGGGGGUCCGUGUGGAAGUCCGUCAUAAAAGAGCUCUUCCUCUUUUCUGCCUUGUUUGCAUUCGUCACAUUCAUCUAUAGAACCAAUUUGUUCUUGUCAGCAAAGCAGAGAUUGUGAGUUUUGUUAGUGUGUUAAUAGUUCAAGUUCUCUGAACCAGUUUUCGUUCAGAUUCUGGGACAACUUCGCUGCGCUCUUCGACCAGAAACUCGACUACAUUCCACUCACUUUCAUGCUCGGCUUCUUUGUCACAAUCAUCGUCAGCCGCUGGAAUGAUAUAUUCUUGAAUAUUGGAUGGGUUGACAAGUAAGCGAGUCGGUUCGAUUGUUCCCAUCAAAAAAGGUUAGGGGAGUUACAGUACGGCGCUGAUGAUCGCCACGUACGUCCGCGGAAACGACGAGAAGAGUCGGAUGCUAAGACGAACGGCGCUUCGGUACAUGGUGCUGACGCAAGUGAUCAUCUUCCGCGACAUUAGCAUGCGAGUCAGGCGCAGAUUUCCAAAUCUGGAAACAGUCGUGGCCGCCGGAUUCAUGCUGGACGCCGAGCGGGAGAAAUACGAAUCGCUGAAGCUCAACUUCAACAAAUACUUCAUUCCCAUCCAAUGGUGCUACUCGCUACUCUACGAAGCCCGCGCUCAGGGAAAGAUCGGAGCCGAUGUGAUGCUGAACGAAGUCAUCAAAAGUGUCUCGGACUUCCGCCGCGGACUCGCUCAACUGUGCAACUUCGACUGGGUGCCGAUUCCUCUCGUCUACCCGCAAGUUGUCUUCCUGGCCGUUCGCAUCUACUUCUUUCUCUGCCUCAUCGCUCGCCAAUCUGUGCUCAUUGACGGAGAACCGCCGAAAGACGAUCAUCCGGUUUAUCCGCUUGUUCCGUUUCUGAUGACGUCACUCCAAUUCAUAUUCUACGUGGGGUGGAUGAAAGUGGCGGAGAGUCUCAUGAAUCCGCUGGGCGAUGACGACGACGAUUUCGAGUGCAACUUCUUGCUCGACAGGAAUUUGGCGGUGAGAACUUUUCCUGAGAACGCAAACAAAACGCUGUUUCUCCAGACAGGAUUGGCGAUUGUCGAUGAGUGCUACAACGACUCGCCGCCACUUCAGAAGGACGUCUUCUGGAGUGCAGAUGUCGUCGAGCCCCUCUAUUCGGCAGACACGGCCGAUAUUCCCAUCAAUCCACAAAUUGGAUCAGCCGCCGCCUAUGAGUGCGAAUCUUUCAUAGUUUCAACUCUAUCGUUCACAUUCCAGAACAAAAGAAGACGAGAUUAUCAUGCGCCCGCACAUGGAUGCCAACGAUGAGUACGACGAAGGCGCAGAAGACGUCGAAGGUCGGCCACGACUCUUGCCACGUGUCAUUUCCGUGGUGUCUGUGAAUCGAAACUGCGAAAGUCGAACGAGUUUGGUCAGCCGAAGGAAUCACGGAGGAGGAAUGUUCGAAAGAUUGAGGAGCACUUUCGGAGGUUCGUCACGGAAAAUCAACAGACCCGGACGGUUAUUCGACUCUUCGACAUGCUCGAUCAACACUGCAAUCGGAGACGUGAGCUUUUUUCUUUGAAGUGUUUAGUGGACGUUUUGAGAACAUUGUUAUUUAGAUUCUCCUCACAAUCAGACGGAGUCAAAGUGUUUCAGUUUCAGAACGGAAGUCUAACGAGCAUUUUGGACGGCCUGGUCGAGGAUACACCGAAAGCUUCGCAAGGGCUUCUAACUCCUGAAGACUUCACCGGCUCACCGCCACGUCACACUCCGAUUGACGUGCUCUCGUCGGUUCCAGAAGAGGACGAAGAUUCGCAGAAGACGAGGACGCAGGACGACUAUAAACGGUGGAUGCAGCAGCACGCGGAGAUGAAGAAGGAGAACAAGGAGCCGAAGGAUUCAGAAGAGAAAAAAGACGACAACUGA